Molecule: messenger RNA, 984 nt
Organism: Hippopotamus amphibius kiboko
Lineage: Eukaryota; Metazoa; Chordata; Mammalia; Artiodactyla; Hippopotamidae
Gene: CIMIP6
Product: chromosome 7 C2orf73 homolog
Exons: 5
Coding region: 64-939 (291 amino acids)
Source: RefSeq, a predicted model, not a curated record
AGGGCUCAGUCCCCGGUCUUCCCUUGAGGCUCCUCAUUGCCUCGUGUCAGGCCAUAGGAGCCCAUGGAGGGAAAGGAAGAUAAGGAGCAACAGCAUAAAAUAGAAGAUGCUGGUAUACUGUAUGUACCUGAAAAAAAAGAAGAAACCAAACAUGAAAAAAAACCUGGGAAAAGUAUUCAACAUUCAAAACCAUGUGUUGGGAGAGGACGUGUAUAUUAUGCUAAAUUCAUUAGCACAAAUGUAAGAACAUGCAAUGAACCAGUUCCCUACAUAGAUCCCAAGAAAGAGCCAGAAAAUCAGGGUGACUGGUGGUCACAUAGUAAAGGAUUGGAAAAUCCCUUUCAACCACCUUAUGACACUAAGAGCACCCAGAGGAGUGACUUUAAAACACCAACAUGUCCAUUGGUUUCUCCAGUCAAAUACAGCAAGUUGCAAAAGCCUUCUUAUGGAAUAGUUCCACUUGCCUCUCCUGAUGCUUCAGCAGAACUUCAAAAGAAUUUUAUAGAGCGCAUCUCUUUUAUACAUCAAUAUGAUGCCAGGAAAACACCCAAUGAGCCUAUCCGGGGAAAGCGACAUGGAGUUUUUGUGCAGAGAGAGAUAAAACCAGGGAGUAGGCCAACAAUUUCUAAGAGAACAGAGGUAUUACUGAAUGCUCCAGGGUCAUGCUCAUCAGAACAGUCCAAAAAAACAGAGAAAGGAAACUCAGCGGAAAGCAAAAUGAUCUCACCCGGUCUCUGCCAACGAAAUUCCCAGGAGUUGUUAGAGACUAAAACUCACUUAUCAGAAACAGACAUCAGAGAGGCUGCCAAUGCCUGCCCCAGAAGUCCUGAGAGAAGGGAGAAGAUUGCAGACAUCUUUCAAAUAACUGCAGUAAAUGCUUUUCUCACCAGGUGUGAUCCUUUAAGUCCACCAGUAAAAAGUCAGGAUAAAUCAGGAUAAAUUACCUUCUUCAGAUAAAAACAUAAUGCUUGGAGUGUAGAGAAA